AACACGUCUCGACGCGUGGGUCCAUCGCAGAAAAAUACUUAAAAAAUGUUUAAAGGAAAGGUAGUUCUUAUCACCGGUGCGAGUUCUGGAAUCGGGGCUCAAACUGCUUUAGAUUUCUCCAAAUUAGGAGCAAGUUUAGUUCUGACUGGAAGAAAUGAAGAUAAUUUAGAACGAGUCGUCGAAGACUGUAUCUGUGUUUCUCCGAAGAAGUCGGUGCCCCUAAAAAUAAUCGGUGAUAUGAGGAAGGAAAGCGAUAUCGAGCUGAUGGUGAAGAAGACCAUCGAUGAAUUUGGGAAGAUCGACAUCCUGGUGAACAACGCUGGAGUGUUUUUGAGUGGAAAUAUAGAAAACGCCUCCUUGGACCAAUACGAUUUAAUAAUGAACACGAAUGUGCGCGGGCCAUAUUAUUUGACGAUGCUAGUCGUACCGCACUUGAUCGAAACAAAAGGAUGCAUCGUAAACGUAUCCAGUGUGGCCGGCGUGCGAUCAUUUCCCAACAUCCUCGCCUAUAGCGUAUCAAAGGCUUCCUUGGAUCAAUUCACUAGAUGUACAGCUUUAGAACUGGCACUUAAAGGCGUGCGCGUGAAUGCCGUUAAUCCCGGCGCUAUAGAAACCGGGAUCCACUUGAAAGGGGCUAUGACUGAAGAGGAGUAUGUAGCGUAUCAAAAAAAGUGUAAAGAAACACACGCAAUAGGGAGGAUGGGUCAGGCGAAUGAGGUUUCAGCAGCCAUAACCUUCUUGGCGAGUGAUGCGGCCAGUAACAUCACCGGGGUGACGUUGCCAGUCGAUGGUGGGCGCCAUGCCAUGUGCCCUCGUUAAUUAAAUUAAUAGCAUUUCAAAGCGUUUGUUAAUAUAGGUACAUGUUUUAAAUAUAAACAAUAGUAUUGUAUACCUUGCGAUAAAUAACACUAGACAUGAUGCUGAAUCGUUUAUUGAAGUGAUAUUUACAGUUUAAGCGUGUGGAAUAGAGUGGAGUUAAAUUUUUUGUGGGCCAUCGUACUGUUACCAGUGAAAUAUUCGUAUGCUGAGGAAGCUAAGCACGAGGCUAUCUCGCCAAAGAUGGUUCCUGUGUCGACGCCUGCAUCGAUCAGUCCUUUGCCCGCGCACACCUCUAAAGCGGCAGGCAACGCGGCCAGAGAGAGGUUUAUCAUCCAAACCUGAAAGUGUAAACCAAUUAAACAAUA
This is a messenger RNA of Aricia agestis (brown argus), 1184 nucleotides long. RefSeq lists its product as uncharacterized. Bases 46 to 819 code for a protein of 257 amino acids. Gene Ontology annotation, molecular function: oxidoreductase activity. NCBI's taxonomy places the organism in Eukaryota, Metazoa, Arthropoda, Insecta, Lepidoptera, Lycaenidae. The transcript has a single exon. The record is from RefSeq and is a predicted model, not a curated record.